Molecule: messenger RNA, 788 nt
Organism: Pyricularia grisea
Lineage: Eukaryota; Fungi; Ascomycota; Sordariomycetes; Magnaporthales; Pyriculariaceae
Exons: 2
Coding region: 163-600 (145 amino acids)
Source: RefSeq, a predicted model, not a curated record
CUCAGCCACAUUUGGCCUUAAUUGAAUCCUGGCUAGCUACCUCUUCACUAUACGAAAAAAGCGCAAAAGUCGUUCGAAUAUUCAGUCCAUUUGCGACCAAAAAUCCUUUACAAAUAAAUAUUUUCUGACGUACUUGGAGCACCGGGUCAAACAACUAUAACCAUGGAGUCUGUCAAGAAGACGUACAACGAGCAGUACGAAAAGUGGGUGCCUUGGCUCGAGGACAUGUUUUUGAGUUAUUUUACCAAGGAUAACAAGGCAAGCUACACAGCUAAGGACAACCUGUCCAAGACCAAGGUUACGGGUGUAAAGCAGGUCGAUACCCUCCAAGACGGCAUCAACAACACGGUCGGCGAUCAGCUAGGACAGGAUGGUCUAGCUCGCCCCGUGGGAGACAUAGUGUCCAAGGAAGGCCUUAACCGCUUUGAGCGCAAGGGCAAGGGUGAGGACGGCAACUACGACUCCACUGGUGUGACUGGGAAGUUGUCACAGGGUGGAAGUGCUGUCACGAGCGGUGUUAUGGACGGGGGGAAGGCUGUCGGUGGUGCAGUCGGGGGUCUUUUUGGUGGCGGUGGUGCGAAAAAGGUGGACCAACAAUAGAGUAUGAUAUUGCCAGGAGGCCUGUUAUCUCAUUUCUUCCACUUUCCCACAAGUGUUUAUAUAUACUUGUGCCCUUGCCUGGUUUGCCUUCACCCUGUCCUGCUUUACCUUCCUCUUGCUUACUCUCUGUUUAUUCAGUCGAGGCACGAAUAUGCUGUCAGAUAAUACGCAUAAUACAAUGAUACCCC